Messenger RNA from Aspergillus glaucus CBS 516.65, 600 nucleotides. RefSeq lists its product as uncharacterized. Bases 193 to 492 code for a protein of 99 amino acids. The record is from RefSeq and is a predicted model, not a curated record. The transcript has a single exon. NCBI's taxonomy places the organism in Eukaryota, Fungi, Ascomycota, Eurotiomycetes, Eurotiales, Aspergillaceae.
CAGUUGAAGAUGCGGAUGAGCUGCCAAACUUCACCUUGUGACCGGCAUCGCCGAAUAUUGGGAACAAUUGUGGAGACAACUAUCUAACUUCGCCUUGUUUGUACUGAACAUGGGUUUGGUUGGUGCACAGGCCUUGUUGGAUGCAGUGGCAUUGCCUCAUGGCCGAGGCGGCAGCAGGGCCAGGCAUGGGGCAUGGGAGACACAAGCAUCCUUUGUCUAGACCUCGCCAAAACCCAACCCGGAACCCAUCUGGGCAACCCAAUGAGUGGAUUUGCAGCUGCUGGUCUUAUUCCAUUCGAACCAGAGAGGGUGCUUGCAAAACUCCACAUCAAGAUGAAGACACCAACACCACCAUCUUCUUCAAGCAGCAAUCAAAUCCUUCUAUUUAGGGAGGACACCAGCCAAUCCUUAUCAGUUGAACCAGCAAAAAAAGCAGAUUCAAGACCUUCAAAACCAGUCUCUAUCUUCAGUUGUUGCAGAGCAGAUGCUUGAGAAGUUUAUGAAGAGCACAGAAGUUGCAAUGCAGGAUGCUGUUCUAUUAAAACAAGAACUUCAUCAGCUUCAGGCAUCAAAUAAGCACCAGAAAGAGAAGAUGAAGAU